This is a messenger RNA of Arachis stenosperma, 1200 nucleotides long. RefSeq lists its product as uncharacterized. The transcript has 6 exons. Gene Ontology annotation, molecular function: protein dimerization activity. The record is from RefSeq and is a predicted model, not a curated record. Lineage: Eukaryota; Viridiplantae; Streptophyta; Magnoliopsida; Fabales; Fabaceae. Bases 1 to 1200 code for a protein of 399 amino acids.
AUGGUUAAAAAUGCUUAUAGCUUGUGUGACUUGUUUUCAGAGGUGAUUGAAUGGAUUGGACCUGAUAAUGUUGUUCAUGUAGUGACCGAUAAUGCUGCGAAUUAUGUUGCUGCUGGUAGGCUUAUUAAUAAAAAAUUUGAAAAUAUUCACUGGUCACCUUGUGCUGCUCAUUGCUUGAAUCUUAUUCUAAAAGAUAUAAGCAGCAUGCCACAUAUUUAUAGCCUUACAACGUGUGCUUCGAAGAUUAUUGUGUUUGUAUAUAAUCAUACGGUGUUCUUGUCCUGGCUAAGACAAAAAGAUGAUUGGAGGGAGAUUGUUCGUCCAGGAAGGAGUGCUAAUGGGAGAGCUGUGAGUGCAAUUAUCCUAGACAAUAAAUUUUGGGAUGAUUGUUUUACUAUAUGCCAAAUUGUGAGUCCGUUGAUUAAAUUGCUGAGUUUGGUAGAUGCCGAUGAUAAACCAUCAUUGGGAAUUGUUUAUGAAGGUAUGCUAAGAGAAUCACUUGAUGUCAUGCGAGCUUUACUUGAUCUUGUUACAUUGCAUUGCAAGGUUAAUAAUUUAGAUUUAGUUGAGGCAAUGAAAGAAAUACACUUAUAUAGAGAUCGAAAGGAAAGCUUUGAUAGGCCUGAAGCUGUUCCAGCUGCAAAAAAACUUCAACCUGAUGAAUGGUGGAGGUUAUUUGGUAGUUCUGCUCCAUGUUUACAAAAAAUGGCAGUUCGCAUUCUUAGCCAAGCAUCUGCUUCUUCAGGGUGUGAAAAGAAUUGGAGUCUUUUUGAUCAAAUUCAUACAGCAAGAAGGAAUAGAUUGGAGCAUGAUAGGCUAAGUGAUAUUGUGUAUGUUACAUAUAAUUUGUGUCUUAAAUCCAGAAAGCAAAAGUCGCAAUAUGAUCCAAUCGAUAUUGAAACUAUUGAUAAGGUUGAUUUUUGGGUGACGGAAGAGGUUGUUGAAAAAGAGCCUGAUCUUCCAAGUAAUAUUGAAGACUUGCUUGAUGAGAUUGAUGCUGAUUUAGAUCAAGGUGGUGGUGUUGGUAGUACUAGUACAUUUUAUGCUGCACCACUUGCUUUUUCUGGUCCAAGUAGUGGAAAUGAAGGUGAUGAAAUCAAUGACGCAAAUCUGCAACAAAUUAUGGAGUACUUUUUCUGGUCCAAGAUUGAUGCUGCUAUGUUAUGUUUGGUUGUUUGUUUGUUGACUUUUGAACUUUGA